Messenger RNA from Quercus robur (English oak), 2715 nucleotides. Its product is annotated as MDIS1-interacting receptor like kinase 2-like. Bases 1 to 2559 code for a protein of 852 amino acids. Gene Ontology annotation, molecular function: protein binding. The record is from RefSeq and is a predicted model, not a curated record. Lineage: Eukaryota; Viridiplantae; Streptophyta; Magnoliopsida; Fagales; Fagaceae. The transcript has 3 exons.
AUGGCUGAGGAUCGUGUGGACAGAUUGGAAGGUGAGGUUAACAACUUGACUUCCAUGGUUUCGGAACAACAGAAGAUGAUGAAGGAGAUACAGGAAAUGCUUGCUGCAAUGCAUACUCGUUUUGACAACCUUUCGAGUAAUCAUAGCAGCGAGAGUUCUCACAAGCGUGGUGAGGGGGAAAGGUCUUCAGGUAGAUUCAACUCUGGACCAUCCGGCUCACAUGGUGCUGUCAUUCCAAGGGUGACAAAACUAGAUUUCCCAUGCUUCAACGGAAAUGAAGAUCCAACUAGUUGGAUUUGCCGUGCAGAGCAAUUUUUUGAAUUCCAAAAUAUUGUUGAGAAAGAAAAAAUUUCAUUGGCUGCCUACCAUUUGGAGGGGGAAGCACAAUUAUGGCAAAUGGGAUUUGUGAGAGAGUAUCAAAGUCAAUUUGAAAGAUUGCUUAGCAGAGUAGGAAAAUUACCACCAGCACAACAAGUGGGUUGCUUCAUUAGUGGCCUUAAAGAACAUCUACGAAUUGAUGUUCAAGCCCUCAAACCAGCUUCCUUAUCUGCUGCAGUGGGCUUAGCUCGCCUCUGUGAAGCCAAGUCCCAAUUUCAACAUCAACAACCUCCAUCUAAAGAAAAUGAAGAACCUUUGCCUCUAUCUCUUAGCAAAGUGAGUCCUACUACUAAGACUAUCAAGAAACUUACACCUACUGAACUCAAAGAGAGGCGAGACAAGGGCUUGUGCUUUAAUUGUGAUGAAAAAUUUGCACCAGGACAUCAAUGUAAGAAGCUAUUUUUUAUUGAGGUAUUUGUUAUUUACUGGGAUAACAACCUGUUCCUAGGACCAUUGUCAUCAAAUAUUUCCAAGCUUUCCAAGCUCGUAGAACUUUGCCUAGGAAAUAAUAAUUUCUUUGGUCCAAUUCCUGGAGAAAUGGAUUUGAUGUCCGAUCUUCAAAUACUUGAAUUGUAUAACAAUUCAUUCCAAGGGAUGAUUCCUUCCUCAAUAGGCCAACUCAGGGAGCUUCAGUCCCUUGAUCUUCGAAAAAAUGCCUUGAAUUCCACAAUCCCUUCUGAGCUAGGUCUUUGUACCAACCUCACCUACUUGGCCUUAGCAGUGAACAAUCUCGCUGGCCCACUUCCUUUGUCAUUGUCCCAUCUGACCAAACUUACCGAGUUGGGUUUAUCUGAUAACUCUCUUUCUGGUGAUAUUUCACCUAAUUUAAUUGCCAAUUGGACUGAAUUAGUUUCAUUGGAACUCCAAAAUAAUCAGUUCUCUGGGAAAAUUCCAUCAGAAAUAGGCCUGUUGACAAAGCUAAGCUAUCUUCUUAUGUUCAAUAAUACGCUCUCUGGAUCAAUUCCCUUAGAGAUAGGAAAUUUGAAAGAUCUAUUUGCUUUAGACCUUUCAGGGAACCAGCUUUCCGGUCCAAUUCCUCUGACAUUGUGGAAUCUCACAAACCUUCAAGUCUUACAACUUUUCUUUAACAAUCUUAGUGGCAUACUUCCACCAGAGAUUGGAAAAAUGAAGUCUUUGGUUACUCUUGAUCUCAACACUAACCGAUUGUAUGGACAGUUGCCAGAAACCAUUUCUCAACUAAAUAGUUUGCAGUCAUUCUCUGUGUUCACCAAUAAUUUCUCUGGCGGCAUACCCACUGACUUUGGGAAGUAUAGUCCUGAUCUAAGCUAUGUUAGCUUUUCAAACAACUUCUCUGGGGAACUGCCAUCUGAAUUGUGCAGUGGUUUUGCUCUUGAAGAUUUAACGGUGAAUAACAAUAGCUUUACAGGAUCAUUGCCAGUGUGCUUGAGGAAUUGUUCAAAGCUACAUAGAGUCCGGCUUGAUGGGAACGAAUUCACUGGAAACAUCACAGAAGCCUUUGGAGUUCGUCAAAAUCUUAAUUUCCUCACUCUUAUGGACAACCAAUUUGUUGGUCAUCUCUCAUCAACGUGGGGAGAAUGUAGAAAUCUCACCAAUUUACAGAUGGACAGAAAUAGAAUUUCUGGCAAAAUCCCUGUUGAGCUUGGGAAGUUAACCAAAUUGCAAAUUCUAACCCUGGACUCAAACAAACUAUCCGGGGAAAUUCCAACUGAACUGGGAAAUAUAGGUAUGCUUUACAAGCUUAAUUUUAGUAAGAAUCAUUUGACAGGACAGAAUCCUAGGAGUGUAGGAAAUUUGUCUAAGCUCCAGCAUCUUGAUUUGUCAGAGAACAGCCUGACUGGUAACAUGCCAAUAGAGCUUUGCAAUUGUUACGGCUUAUUAAGCUUGAACCUAAACCACAACAAGAUAUCUGGUGAAAUACCAUUGGAGCUUGGCUACCUAAGAUCAUUACAGUAUAUGUUAGAUCUCAGCAGUAAUUCGCUCUCCGGGACAAUACCACAAAACCUUGGAAAGCUUAUGAGAGUGGAGUAUCUCAAUAUCUCACAUAAGCACCUCUCUGGUAGAAUCCCAGAAACAUUGUCGAGCAUGGUAAGUCUAGGUUCCAUAGAUUUUUCUUAUAACAACUUGAUGGGACCAAUCCCAACUGGUAACAUUUUCCAACAAGCACCAGCAAAAGCUUUUGUUGGAAACUCAGGUCUAUAGGUCAAUUGGCAAAAGCAGUCGUUUUUGUGGUGACCAUAGCCUUGGCAUGUACGCGUAGCACUCCAGAGUCACGACCAACUAUGCGUUUUGUCGCACAAGAACUAUCAGAUCGAACCCACAAUUUUCCAUCUGAGCCAUUUGGCACGAUUACUUUUC